AUGUUUUGCUUUAGCAACUUUCACUCAUCUCAACUGGCUGCGCAAGGGGCACUAGCGUGCGUGCCUCCGUGCAUGCAGACGGAGGCACAACGCACCAUCGUGCGUGCACAGAGGUACGCUGCGCACGGAGGCACAGCGUGUCUCUGUGCUGGUGCCCCAUGCGGCCAACAUUCGCGAUUCGAACUGGUCGACGAUUUAGAGCAAGAAGAAUGUUACUGGGUUUUUCCCUUUUCAAAGUCUUGGAUGAAGGCAAGCUAUCCAAAGUUGAGUUUUCGCUGCAAAUCAGAAGAAAUCAAAGAAACGGUGAUGGCGAAGGGUCCAGGCCUCUAUCCUGAAAUUGGCAAGAAAGCAAGAGAUCUUCUUUAUAGAGACUACCAGGGUGACCAUAAAUUCACUCUUACUACUUACGCCUCAAAUGGAGCGGCUAUUACUUCAUCUGGGACCAAGAAAGGUGGAUUACUUUUAGCUGAUAUAAACGCUCAGCUGAAGAACAAUAAUAUCUCAACUGAUGUAAAAGUGGAUACCAACUCCAAAGUUUACACGACCAUCACUGUGGAUGAGCCUGCUCCCGGAGUGAAGGCUAUUUUUAGCUUCAUCGCUCCAGAUCUAAACUCUGGCAAGGUGGAGCUUCAGUAUUUGCACGAGUAUGCUGGAAUAAGUACUAGCCUUGGGCUGACUGCAAAACCCAUUGUCAACUUUUCUGGUGUUGCUGGGAACAAUCAGGCUGCCUUUGGGACUGAUAUCUCAUUUGACACCGCUACUGGGAAUUUCACCAGAUGCAAUGCUGGAGUUAGUUUCACCACCUCCGACCUGAUUGCAUCCUUGAAUUUUAAUGACAAAGGAGAAACGCUUACUGCAUCCUACUUCCACACAGUAAGCCCAUUGACCAAUACAGCAGUUGGAGCUGAGUUGACCCACAGCUUUUCAAGCAAUGAAAACAGUCUCACUAUUGGGACGCAACAUUCGUUGGAUCCUUUAACCGCAGUGAAAGCUCGAGUUAACAACUGUGGUAAGGUAAACGCUCUUAUACAGCAUCAAUGGAGUCCAAAAUCCCUUGUCACGAUCUUGGGCGAAGUGGACACGAGGGCAAUAGAAAAAAGUGCCAAGAUUGGAUUGGCUGUCGCGCUUAAGCCAUGA
Messenger RNA from Fraxinus pennsylvanica, 1137 nucleotides. The record is from the annotation of a GenBank genome assembly. Lineage: Eukaryota; Viridiplantae; Streptophyta; Magnoliopsida; Lamiales; Oleaceae.